AUGUCCCAGCCAAACCAUGAUUUCUUAGCACCAGCGGAGUACGGUCUUCUCGCGGAUUUCUCGCCUUGGCCAUCGCCUGCUGACUUUUCUGUGACUUUACCGGUCCAGAACACGGGCUCUUCAUUCAUAGAAGGCAACCAUGCCGCAGAGAUGGCUCUGCCCGUGUACUACAGUCCGUAUGACUCAUCACAGGCGGCUACAAGUCCCUUGAAUCCAGUACCUACGAACUCUGUGGCAACAUGGCAACCCCAAGUAGAGAGAAACUCGAGUCAGUCUACUCCGGUCACACCGCUGCGGCGUCUGCGAGUGCCGCAGACUAUACAGGCUUCACAGAACAGCCGACCCUUCUACUCGGUUGAGUUUCAGGUCGGCGGCUCCUGCGGUGUACGUAUACGCGAUGUGCUGAAAGAGCGCGUUCGCGUCGACCGCAGUGCGGAGCGUGUCUUCGACUCAGUCGGAGUUCGCCAAUUCCGCCUUGUCAUUGCUUGGCCAGGCUACUCAAACUCGGGCACAUACAUACCAGUGCAGAGUAACGGCGGGUACAUCAAUCGUGGACGGCUCGCGACGCUCAUCUGCCUCCAUAUAGCUCGCUUCAUGAACAGAGCCUCAGCUAGGGAGUGGACAAUCGGUCGGAGGGGGAUCAAGGUAGAAAAUGUCUGGCUUCUUUCAGUUUCGCCCGCUUUAAGCAAUAUCUGGCUUGCUGAAAUUGAAGUCCAGCUCUAG
Messenger RNA from Postia placenta MAD-698-R-SB12, 723 nucleotides. RefSeq lists its product as hypothetical. Lineage: Eukaryota; Fungi; Basidiomycota; Agaricomycetes; Polyporales; Adustoporiaceae. The record is from RefSeq and is a predicted model, not a curated record. Bases 1 to 723 code for a protein of 240 amino acids. The transcript has 6 exons.